UUUAUCAAACUGAUGGCACACGUCAAACUUAUACUUUAUUUAUCAAACUGAAUAUAUAUAAUCUUUGAUAUUUCUUGAUAUUUUCAGCGAUGUCCAAGGUUCCAAAAUUUGAUUUCAGAGAUGUGUCUUUAGGUUUGAAAAUACUACGAGAUUUUUUAUUAGGAAGGAAACAUACCUUGCACUGUAGGUUUCAACCUAUAAUCGCUCCGAGGUCCAUCCCAACUCCAGAUAUUCCUAGAGGGCCUGUGUAUAAAUAUUCCAACCAAUAUUAUUGCAACCGGAAUGUGUAUGAUUCAGUGAAGCCGCCUGUGGUCGCACCCGUUGCUCAAGGGCCUCCAUUAAACCAGGAUCCGUUCAAGAAAACUCAACCUGGUGGUAUUCCGCCUGAGUCGGUGUGUUUUAACUUUGCGCCGACACCGGGCGACGCUUGGUGGUGGGACGGGCACUGCUACUAUGAGUGCGUGCCCGAACCGCAGCCCUACUGCCCGGAGCGCCCGUCCCCGCCGAAGGACUGCGGCGGCGCGCCUCCUGACCCCUGUGCGCCCUGCCCACCUUGUCCACCUAUUCCUCUCACCCCAGACAAGGUGCCUCAUUCUAAAUGAUUGAAAAUGCAACAUUUUGUGUCGGCAUUAAAUGUAAUGAUUUGUUGAA
Molecule: messenger RNA, 651 nt
Organism: Plodia interpunctella (Indianmeal moth)
Lineage: Eukaryota; Metazoa; Arthropoda; Insecta; Lepidoptera; Pyralidae
Exons: 2
Coding region: 90-602 (170 amino acids)
Biological process (GO): ATP synthesis coupled electron transport; mitochondrial electron transport, NADH to ubiquinone
Cellular component (GO): mitochondrial inner membrane
Source: RefSeq, a predicted model, not a curated record